UCUUCAAAACUCUUUUCUCUCUCUGCUCAGUUGGAAAGCUCUUCCAUUUAUUCCGAUGACUUCGUUUCCCGCUAUUUCAUCAAAUCAUGGCUUCAAUUCCAGUAUGAUAAUCCCCCAACAAACACUAAUACUCGUCUCCCACGUCUUCUUUCUCCUUCUCAUUGGAAUUACAGCUUCUUUGGGGGCCCCUCCUUCUGCCCUGGAAAUCUCUAAAUCCACAUGCACUUUCUCCAAUCAAGAGUAUCAGGUCAAUCAAACGUGGUAUAAAUAUUUACGCACACCCAACUUGAAUGCUUGUGUGCGAUGUACUUGCAAAUCGGAUACAACUUUUGGAAAUGUCGUUAACUGCUCCAACAUCACUUGUAGCAAGUUAUUAUGUGAAGACUCUAAAAAAGACGAAUGCUGCGACGAAUGUUACGAUUCAGAAAUUUUAAAGACGGUUAAAUCGGGAGCCUUGCAGGCUGAAGCCAAAUUACCUUGCUUGCAUAGCGGUCACGUUUAUCAGGAUGGAGAAGAAUUCUCGUCCAACGCUACGGAUCUGCAAGCUCAAAAACCGAACCAGUGUAUUCACUGCAUCUGCAAAGCAGGCCUAGUUCUUUGCCGAUUGAAAAACUGCAAUUCGCUUCAUUGCUUUUCAUCAGACCCAAAAGAAUGUUGCCCUUCCUGUAAAGAUGAAAUUCUACCUAGUGAGCAAGCAAGCCCUUCCAACCCAGUGCUCGUAACCAUAAUGAUUUCUGAUAGCCAAUCUAUUAAAGGAGAUUGUAUUGCGGCAGGAGUCACCUAUAGUCACGGAUCAACCUGGCAUCCUGUGAUCGGUCCCUUUGGUCCAAUGGAUUGCGUUUACUGCAAAUGUCAAAAUGGGAAAAUUGAAUGCAGCCGUUUAAACUGCCCUCCACUUCAACAAUUGCCCUGUUCUAAACCCAUUCAAGUUCCAGGCCAUUGCUGUCCUCUGUGCACAGGAGAAGCACCAGCUAUUCUUGAAAAAGAUAUUCAGCCUCCUCUGCUCCAGCCACCAAUUUCUGUCACGAUGGAACACAAAGGACUCCGACAAAUUCCAGAUUCAAAGAAACCAUCAGAGCCAGCCAUCCAUUGCUUACCUCCUCAAACCAAUACAAUAGUAUUUCGAAGUCAUGCAUCAAGUAGUUCUAGCGCCUAUUACCAAUACGCAUUUCAGUCUGUUAAUGGAGAUCAGAGCACUCGGCUUCUCACUUGGACAGUCAAAGAUGGUCGCAUUGGAGAUUUUUCCGAGCAGCAUCUUUCGAAGGAAGAAUUCAAAGCCCUCAUGGGAACCUUUCAAUUUAAACUACAAGGGGCUACAAGGACAAAAUUCAUGGAGAAGUUCAUUCGUAAAGCGAAGCGGUUGCCAGAACGUUGUGGCGGGCGAUGUGCAACGAAAAUUCAACACUUAGGACAAGUUCUUCAUCUACGCGAAGUCAUCGAAAGACCACAAUGCCUCGCACAAGAAACAUCCUUUCAUCAAUGACGUACUUUAUUUCGGAGAAAAUGGAUCUCGAUACAUGAAAAUACUCCAAAUGACACAAUGCUACCUCUCAUAGCAAUUUUUUCUAUGUGAUUUACCAUCAGCUCUAGAGCACUUACAAUGCCAUAGCAUUCCAACAAUACUUUCUGCGUUCUUACCAUCCUUUUAAAAAU
Argiope bruennichi is the source of this 1653-nucleotide messenger RNA. Its product is annotated as chordin-like protein 1. Gene Ontology annotation, molecular function: protein binding. The transcript is spliced from 12 exons. The coding region runs from base 56 to 1483 and encodes 475 amino acids. Lineage: Eukaryota; Metazoa; Arthropoda; Arachnida; Araneae; Araneidae. The record is from RefSeq and is a predicted model, not a curated record.